Nanorana parkeri is the source of this 1475-nucleotide messenger RNA. RefSeq names its product WD repeat, sterile alpha motif and U-box domain containing 1 (gene WDSUB1). The transcript is spliced from 11 exons. Gene Ontology annotation, molecular function: ubiquitin-protein transferase activity; protein binding. The record is from RefSeq and is a predicted model, not a curated record. Gene Ontology annotation, biological process: protein ubiquitination. NCBI's taxonomy places the organism in Eukaryota, Metazoa, Chordata, Amphibia, Anura, Dicroglossidae. The coding region runs from base 10 to 1464 and encodes 484 amino acids.
GUCAGGCUAAUGAAGAUGGUGGAGUUCAUUCGGACGCUGUCUGACCACCUUGACGAUGUCAACUGUUGUGCCUUCUCCGACUCUCUCUUGGCGACAUGCUCCUUGGAUAAAACAAUCCGGGUGUAUUACUUAAAUGACUAUACCGAGGUGCCCUUCUCCCCCCUCAGAGGACAUACGUAUGCUGUUCACUGCUGCUGCUUCUCCCCGAGUCAGACUAUGUUGGCUUCCUGUUCUACGGAUGGCCGGACCAUCCUCUGGAGUAUGUGCAGUGGCCAGGUUUUGGCAUCUCUGGAACAUCCAGGUUGCAGCCCUGUUAGGGUGUGCAGGUUUUCCCCCAGCUCCAUGUAUUUAGUGUCUGGGGGGGCUGACGGCUCCGUGGUAUUGUGGAACGUACCAUUAAUGAAAUUGUACAGAUCAGGCCUGGUGAAGGAUGGCUCCCUGGUGGCGUGUGCCUUCUCCCCUGGAGGAAAUCUAUUUAUCACAGGCUCCUCAUCAGGUGAUAUAACGGCGUGGGAUGAGAACAUGCGAUGUUUGUACAAUGGGAAGGCACAUGACUUGGGUGUGACCUGCUGCGACUUCUCCUCACAGACCGUAACAGAUGCGGAUGGCGACAUUGAGUGUUUUCAGAUGGCCUCUUGUGGGCAGGACUAUGAGAUUCGACUCUGGCUUGUAUCAUAUAGUGAUGACAGAGGUUUGGAAAUGCGAUGCAAGCUGACACUGAGCGGACACACGGCCCCCGUCCUGUCCUGCGCCUUUUCCAGCGACGGUCAGAUCAUCGUCUCCGGGUCUGUGGACAAAUCUGUUAUCAUUUUCUCCUCUAAAACUGGGUCCAUCCUGCAUAUCCUGACGCAUCACACACGCUAUGUGACUGCCUGUGCUUUAGCACCAAAUCAGCCUUUGCUGGCCACCGGAUCCAUGGACAAGACUGUGACCAUCUGGAAACUGGGACCAGCCAGUCAGUCAGCAGUUGGCAGAUUGAGAAGAACAGAGGCCCAUAUUGAGAACUGGACAGAGAAAGAUGUCAGGAACUGGCUCUCCGCAGAAGGCCUGGCAGAGGUAGAGAAGCAGUUCAGCUCCAACAAUAUUGAUGGCAAAGAAUUACUCGACCUCACUAAGGACACGCUGCUCAAUGACCUGAAGAUAGAGUCCCUAGGACUGCGUAAUAAGAUUAUGAGGCAGAUAGAAGAAUUACGAAGCAAGAUGAAAGCGGCUUCUUCCAACAUCCCUGAAGAAUUUCUCUGCCCCAUUACCUGGGAGAUCAUGAAGGAUCCAGUGAUGGCAUCAGAUGGUUAUUCGUAUGAGAGAAGCGCAAUCGAAAGCUGGAUUAGUACAAGGAGGACAAGUCCUAUGACCAACCUUCCACUAGAGAACCUUCUUCUCACUCCUAACCGAACACUAAAAAUGGCACUAAACCGCUGGCUAGACACAAGGCCUGACCAGAAAGACAAGCAGGUGACCACUUAACCUCUAGAUCA